This is a messenger RNA of Cotesia glomerata, 1306 nucleotides long. RefSeq lists its product as uncharacterized. NCBI's taxonomy places the organism in Eukaryota, Metazoa, Arthropoda, Insecta, Hymenoptera, Braconidae. Bases 1 to 1254 code for a protein of 417 amino acids. The record is from RefSeq and is a predicted model, not a curated record. The transcript has 2 exons.
AUGAAAGAUGUGCCACAAACCUAUGACGGUAUUUCUAAGAAGUUUCUAAGUACUAUCUCCCAAAUGAAAUCUGUUCGAAUUGAUAUUGUCUUCGACCAAUAUUUUCCGCCUUCUAUCAAAUAUUUUGAACGUUUACGGCGAGAAGAAGCAACCAUCCCUGUCUCAAUCGGUCCUAACCAAGUUCAGCCCCAACAUUCCGCAGCUGAACUUAAAAAUAUGCAAUUUAAAGAAGCUUUGGUUAACUUUUUUAUUGGUCACUGGGGUAGUGAAGACAUGUUGCCUUUCAUUGGUAAUAAAAACAUUUACGUAAGUUUCAAUAAAUGUUAUUCAUACAAAGUGAUAAAUAACAAAGUAAUUAAAACUAUUGAAGAAUCAUUAUCGUGUGAAGAACACGAAGACGCUGAUUCUAGGAUUAUUUUUCAUAUUUGCCAAAUCGAUUUUGACGCAGAAGUUGUUAUACGCUGUUCUGAUUCUGAUAUUUUAAUUAUACUUCUAGGAAAUAUGGAUCACCUGAGAGCAUCUUUGAAAAUUUGGAUAAAUAUGGGUGUUGGAAAUCAUCAGCGUUACAUAAACAUCAAUGAAUUCUACCGAAUUCUUGGUGACUCUUUAUGUAAAUCUUUACCAUGCUUCCACGCAAUCACCGGAUGUGAUUACACGCCAGCUUUUUUUAGAAAAGGCAAAGUUAAGCCUUUUAAAAUAUUAGAAAAUUCUGAAGAAUACCAGUUAGCUUUUGAUAAUAUAAUUUCGGAUGACGAAGAAGUACUGGAAAUUACGUUUGUAACCCUGGAGAAAUUUAUUUAUCAAAUGUAUGGAGUUAAAAAUUGUUCGACUGUUAAUGAUGUUCGAUUUCAUUUAUUUUCAAAUACGUUUAAGUCUAAAAAAUCAGAUGAGAACUUUGACAAAAAAUUUCGAAACUUUGACUCAUCCAGUUUGCCACCCUGUAAAGCGGAAUUACAACAGCAUUUAUUGAAAGUUCGUUACGAGACAAAAAUUUGGAGAAAUGCUCACUCAAAACAUCCAACAUCUUUAUCUCCAAUGGCUUUUGGUUGGACCAUUAACGGUGACAAAUAUGAUUUUGUCUGGUUUUUGGGAGAUAAAUUACCAUCCUCAGUUGCAGAUAUUAUUGUUCAAAAUGAUAGAGUUUUAGAAGAUAACGAAAGUUCCCAAGAAGAUGAUAUGAAUGACACUGUCAAAGACAGCGACGAUAAUGAUGAUGAUUAUGAAGAUGCCUCUUUUUUUGUGACGUCACUAUAGGCUAAAACAACUUGAAAAACUUAAUAUUAAUUAUUUAUAAUUUACAUUUAGU